UUUUUGAGCUCUUACAUGUAUCUGGAGGACUGAUAAAACAUUAUCCCCAUUUACAGAAGCAGAUACUGAGGCCCACUGAGGUUAGGUGGCAGCUCAGAACGCAAAGCUAGGGUGGCACAGACAGGAAUGAAGCCCCGGACUUUCGAUCCUAACAGAGCUCUUCUGCGAGCCACGUCCAGAUACCCACGUUUGACUCCACUCUGUCCGUACGAACUAGGAGACGGAGACUUUCCCUGAAUUCAAAUGGGCCCGUACAGUUAGUUAAGAGCCAGUGGGCCUCAGUGUCCCCGUGUGCGACAAAUGCCAUCUCUCCUGCUACCAGUGCUAGGACAAAAGAGAGGAUGGCAACACCCCUGGAAGGCAAGGAAAGGGAGGCUCUGGCGCAGGUCUUCCGGCCGCCCGGUGGCGGGAGGAAAUAAAACCGCGGCAGGGGCGGGUUUUCCGCGGGGCCUGCCCUGGAGUAUGCGAGCCCGCCCUGCUGGAGGGCUUACGCGGCCAUGGCACUCCCGCUCGCUGCUCUGCGUGUCCUGCUAGGCUGCUUCUUCGCGCUCACGGGGGCGGCCAAGCUCUCGGAGCAGAUCGCAGCUCCCGCGUCGCAGCAGAUGAAAGCCCUGUUCAUCCAGUUCGCUGAGGUGUUCCCGUUGAAGGUGUUCGGCUACCAGCCAGAUCCCAUGAGCUACCAAGUGGCUGUGGGCUGGCUGGAACUGCUGGCUGGGUUGCUGCUGGUCCUGGGUCCACCGAUGCUGCAAGAGAUCAGUAACUUUCUUUUGAUCGUGCUCAUGAUGGGGGCUAUCUUCACUUUGGCGUCUCUAAAAGAGUCACUCAACACUUGCAUCCCAGCUAUCAUCUGCCUGGCACUCCUACUGCUGCUGGACAUCUGCCAGCUCUUAGUCCAACCUAAGAAGGUGGUCAGACGUACUAGGAAGAAGACUCGAAGUGCAUUCAAGAAAUCCUGAGAGUAGAGUGUCUCUUGCCUCUCUGUGCCUUGUCACUGUCCCAGCAGGAACAUGGUGGAACACACAGAAUCCGUCACCUUGUUACCAAUACAAUACAUCUAGGGUCAAAAUACGGCCAGUGUUGAAACAGACAUCUUGUCUACCCUGGCCCUGCUUCCGCUCAUGGACAUUUACUGCUGUGUUUUGACAUUUACUAGCAUUCCCCUUGUCCUGUGAAAACAGAAAAUAAGCAGAAAAGAAAUUUAAAUCACCCAACAUUUAAAUGCCCCAAAAUAACUCGUUUCAAUUCCUUUGUAUAACUAUACCUCUCAGGUUUUUUUCUAUGCUUUUAUGCAGAUAUUUUAAAAUUAAAAAUGAGACCAUAUAUACUACUUUAUUACUCACUUUUUAAAACUAAUAUACUCUUUCAUAUCUGUUUUACAUUGUCGAUGUUAAUAUCUGUAGUAUUCCAUUGUGAGGAUGUGUUUACUCAAGCCCCCACUGAGGAAUAUUUAGAUUGUUCCCAAUUGUUUGCUAUUAUAAACCUCACAGUAAAUCACCUUUGCAUAUGUAUUUUCUUUCCCUACAAGUGAAGGUCCUGGUUCAAAAGGUAUGCACGUUUUUAAGGUUUUUAUUACAUACUUAAAAUUUGCACAUAGUGGCAGAACAUUAGUGCCUGCUUCUGCCUGUGCCCUUGAGUCAUGUGAGGUAUUUCCUCCCAUUUCUUUUUAUCUCGGGCACUUUAGAUUUGCAAAGCUAACAGAGAUGGGCAUUGAGUCAUUUUACAGGACCUGAAGCUGCCAGCCUCUGGUGGUGAGGUGGGGCACUCAGUGCGUUGCUCCUUGGACACCUACGAGGAGGCAGGGGACAGCCAACUCCAAGGGACGUUGCCUGUUGAA
This is a messenger RNA of Hipposideros armiger (great roundleaf bat), 1834 nucleotides long. It is a transcript of the gene TMEM35B, whose product is annotated as transmembrane protein 35B. The coding region runs from base 498 to 956 and encodes 152 amino acids. The record is from RefSeq and is a predicted model, not a curated record. The transcript has 3 exons. NCBI's taxonomy places the organism in Eukaryota, Metazoa, Chordata, Mammalia, Chiroptera, Hipposideridae.